Clarias gariepinus (North African catfish) is the source of this 5690-nucleotide messenger RNA. RefSeq lists its product as uncharacterized. The coding region runs from base 129 to 5147 and encodes 1672 amino acids. Gene Ontology annotation, cellular component: transcription factor TFIIIB complex. The record is from RefSeq and is a predicted model, not a curated record. Gene Ontology annotation, molecular function: TFIIIC-class transcription factor complex binding. The transcript has 28 exons. Gene Ontology annotation, biological process: RNA polymerase III preinitiation complex assembly. NCBI's taxonomy places the organism in Eukaryota, Metazoa, Chordata, Actinopteri, Siluriformes, Clariidae.
CGUUUCUAACCACAACUAUGGCGGCGGUGUUGAGACCGAGUGUGUUGACUCAAGCGGUCAGGAAAUAAAUCAGAUAAAAACAAAUCAAUGGAUAUUAUAACAGAAAUCUAUUCGAUAAUAAGCAGGUAAUGAUUAUCCGCAGGUCGAGGAUCAGCGUGCGGCCCAACGUGAGGCCCACGGGCCGCGCCGCACCGCCGUCUCAAGAAGCUUCUCAGGGCAACGACACUCCUGCUGGCCCCAGUAAUGAUGCGGGGGUCGAAGCCGGAGCUCAGGAGGUCGUCUCAGAGACCGGACCUACGGCUACUGUUCCUGCAGCGGAGACGAAUAAUAAUAAUAGCGCAGAAAGCCCGAGCGGGGACGUAACCAGCCAAUCAGAUCCCAGUGUGACCUUAGUGGACGUGACGGGUCAAAGUGCACCCUCAAGCUCUCUAUCCACGAGAAGGAAGCGCUUCAGUGUCCUUCCCAACCUCAGCAAACCCAGAGUUACUCCAACCUCCGCCAUUGCCUCCUCUAACCCUCCCAAAUCUCCUGUUAGAACUGAAACACCCCCUGCCUCCACCCGCCCCUUCUCUGAAUCACCUGAUAAACAUGAAUCGACUCAGGAACCUGCGCCGCGACCGCUUCCCGUCUCCACCAAAUCACUCCGAACUCCUGCCCCCAAGCUGCCCCCGCCUUCAAUCCGGAACGCUUCAAGGACCUCUAGAUUUUCCACUAAAGCUGUGAUUCCCACAGAGGCGACUACCAGUGAUGCUGUAACCACCCCAGUAACUACCCCAGAAUUAGCCCCAGAGCUGCCCCCUGCUCCAUCAGAUGGCAAAUCAGGGCACAGGAAAGUCAAACCUGUAACUCCGACUCAGGACGACACAGAGACGUCAUCAAGCAGGUCGGACGACGCGCCGUCCCUAUCAGCCAAUCAGGAUGCAGCAGAGUCGUCUUGCCCCGCCGAACCGGCACCGGGUUCUCAGUCACAGAACGAACCUGUCGUCGAGGAGGAAAGCGACCCCGGCUCUCCAGGGAAGAGUAAGAAGCUGCAGCACCAGGUUCCGCUGGCUCUGAGGACCCUGAACGACCCGGUGGACCGACUCAGGCUAGCGCGGGCCAGAAAAUUGAGAGAUCUGCUCAGAAAAGAGAUGAACAAAGAAAAACAGAAGGAGAAGCACCAGAGACCACAGAUCGGAGUCACCAAGCAUAAGAAACCAAAAGAUCACACCAAAAUGACCAUGAGAGAGCUCAUCUACUACCUGCCAUCUACUAACCCAAUGAAGUCAUACACUGACGAUGAACAAAGAGCCGAGACUGAGUCACCUUCUUCUCCUAAAGCAGUUCCAGCUGUCCAGCCAGCGCCCGAGGAGACCGCAGCAGCAGACGAGGAAGAGGAGGAGGAGGAGGAGCGAGAAGGAGAGGAGGAAGAACGGACGCUGGCUCCGAGAGUGAAGGUGGCCGAGGACGGGUCUCUCAUUAUAGACGAGGAAAGUUUAACCGUACAGGUGCACAGGAUGAAGGGACCGAACCUGGUGGAGGAGAGAGACCCGAUAUUCGAGCGCGGUUCCACCACCACCUACUCCAGCUUUAGGAAAGGAACUUACACUAAACCCUGGUCCAACCGAGAGACAGACAUGUUUUUCUUGGCCAUUAGCAUGGUAGGGACGGACUUCUCCAUGAUUGGACAGCUGUUUCCUCAUCGGGGUCGACUGGAGAUUAAGAACAAGUUUAAAAAGGAGGAAAGAGCAAACUCCUGGAGAAUAGACAAAGCGUUCAAGGAGAAGCGACGCCUGGACCUCGAUUUUUUCAAAAAGCUGCUGGAGCAGAUCCUCAAAGACGAGGAAGAGAAACGCAAGAAAAAGAAACAAACCUCCCAAAUGGCCAAGAUUUCCCGACAGACACCACGAGAAAGGAAGAGAAAGAUCUAUUCUUCAGAGUCGGAAGAGGAAGAGAGCUCAAGCAGCGACACCAUGGAGGGAGAGAAGGAGAACGAGAAGGUGCGUAACGAUGGGGGGAGCGGCGCUGCUCCGAAGAGGAAGAGAGCAGAAGCAGUAAAGAAGGGAAGUGAACACGCAAACCAAUCAGCUGAACAGGAAGCCGAGGACGAGGCCGAGAGCGGUGCUAAGGAAGAUCCGUCACCUUUUAACGAGUUGGAAUCUGUGGAGGCGGAGACCGAGACCGAGAGGGAGGCCGAGAGCUUUGGGGUGAAACCAGUACAGAGGCGGAGGAACAGACGUCCUGAGGCGGAGGGAAAAACUCACACCUCAGCCAAGGACGAGAGCACCAAGGAGUCAGCCUCAAAUGACACCGAGAGCGAGGAGGAGCCUGAUCUCACCGCCAUCCAGGAGAACAUUCUCAACAAGCCAACAAGGUCGGGCCGGAUCCCUAAACUCUCUCAGCACGUGAUCCGAGCUGCAGCGGAUGAAGAGGAUGAUGAGGAAGAGCAGCAGCUUCCACCUGUCCCUCGUCCACCUGAUGCUCGGCCUCGGGGCUCUCAGGCUAAACGGGGCAGAUGGCACGGCCCACGCAGGGGCAAAUCCAGACUUCUGACCCUACGCGCCGUGCCUGCUGAGGAUGAGGAGGACGAAGAGGAGGAAUGUGGUACGAAUCAGGAGGAAGAAAACUAUUCCGCCAGUGUGGAGGAAGAAAACCAGGCCUUUGUGCCGCUUGGGCUGCGUACUGUGAAGGCGGUCCAAGCCGAGGUGGAGGAAACAAUGGAGGAGCUGGACAUCUCAGUAAACGUUCCCGAUGUCCUGGGAAUUUCCCAGAAUGCCGUGUGCCCCGAGUCGUCCUGUGUGAGGGCGCUCACCCCCAUGGGCUCCGUGCCCUGCGAGCAUCAGCUCGACUUGCUUGUUGAUGUGAUCGAGUUCCUGGCUCCGGACCACAUGGAAGUGUCUGAGGAAGCAGCGAGGACUCUCCUGACUAUCGGACAUUCUACUCACGUGACCCAGACUGGAGAACUGUCUGAUACAGGUGAUGUCAUCAUUGUUGAAGAAUCAUCAGGUCAAGUCCAUGAAGAAGUUCUCAUGGAAACAACGUAUCAAUCCGAGAUCAGGGUUGAAACCUGUGACGCGGUGACCUCUGAACCUUCUCCCAUCACCUCAGAAACCGAUCGACUUGGUACCGACAGUACGGGAGAUAAAACCUCCCCACCGAGUCCUCCGCAGGACUCCGCCCCUACAGCAGAGCCAUCUGUCUCUCAGGAAAGUCAAGUUCCACCUAACGAAAACAAGAUCCAAACUGAGAGCGCAAACUCCAUCGUUUCAGAACCGACUGCUUCAAAGGCACGAAGGAACCGUCUGCCCAAACCCAAACCCAAUUUGAGCAGAGUCUCCAGAACUGCGCAAAGGCAGCCUGCAGAAUCAGUUAACAGUUCUACGGAAACGCUCAGCACUACAGGAACGGCCGAUACGACCCAAGAGUCCCAGGUAUUGACAACGGAAGACUUUGUUCCCAACACACAGUCUCAGCCGGAACCUGAAGACCAGAGCGCUGAAAUCUGUAAAGAAAGAGAAAAAGACAGAACAGAAGGAUGUAGCCCUGUCCUAUCACUAGAGAAGGACACGGAGGAGGGACAUACAGGAAAAAGGACAUGUGUAGCGGAUGAGAGGAGAGAAGAAAUACUGCAUACACACAGUGAGUCUUCAGGUUCUGAGUGCGCUGUGAAACCCUCUCAGCCAGUCAGAAGAUGUCGAGGACCCAAACCCAAACCCAACCUGGUGCGGAGCGUCAGAACCACACACCCCGUCACACACGUCCAGCAGAACCCUGUAGCAGUUCCUGAUGAGAAACAAGUUGUUGCCACGACUUUGCCUGACAUUCAGCAGCCAGAAGAGGGCGCUAACGUCCCGGAGCCAGAAAGAGAAACUCAGUGUCAACUACUAACGACGACUCCUGAUGUCGAUCCAGACGAACCUCCUAGUAGACCUGCGUGUGAAUUCUCUGCGUCGGACGAGCCGGUGUUUAUUCUCUCUCUCACCGAGGUCCUUCCCACUCACACAGAAGGGGCGGAGCUUGAGACUGACUCUCUCACUCUUCCUGCAGCAUCAGGAUCGCUCUCUGAACCAAUCAGUGCCAUUGAGAAUGCCAUUGCUGUUGUGGGGAAUACGGGUCCAGCUGGAGAUCAGGUCUUCUCUCAAGUUUUCCCAGAUGCAUUGAUUCCUGUCUCAGAGGAUGAAGAGACUGAGAAAAGGGGAAACGAAACAAGCAGAAGAGUGGACGAGGAAUCCCCAAGCCGACUCCCGAAGGAGAAAGAAUGUUCACCUUUAGAGCAGAACAUUAUUGCUCCAGUGGGACCUGAUGAACCACCUGAGCAAUUAUCAUCAUCAUCAUCAGGCCAUAAGACUAAGGAGAAUGUCGAGCAGGCCGAGCUUCCUGCUAAGAGGAGAAAACUUCCCGAAAGAGCCAGAAGAGCAAAACUGCAGAUCAAACCCAACCCGGUUCAGAGAAAAACCUGUCGCGACCUGUCUCUGGACGAGACAGGAUCUGUGCCUGCGUCAUCGUGCGAGGUGAUGUCAGAAGAAACUGUGUCGACAUCAGAGCUCGUUCCUUCUGUCGUAUCAGCAGAAGAACCCUCAUCAUCAUUAGCCACUUUGGAUAAAAACAGCAGCACUCCCAGUGUAGCGACAGAGCAGAGUUCUGUAACACCACCUCCGUCUGCCAGGACUGAGACUCCACCCACUCUGGUUUCUUCUUCUUCUUCUUCUCAAGAUAGCAUAGAAAACAUUGACCUUCCAAAGACUGAACCUGUGGACACUGGUGCCAGUGUGAUAGGGGCAGAGUCACAACCUGUCCAUCAAGAAGUACCUCUGACCUUGACAGAAACUCUGGCGAGACCGGGUAGGAGACCCAAAGGCUUCCUGUCCUUCAUGUCCAGUACGAGCACACAGAGACCCACAGAGUCGCCUCGCUCUUCUCAAAAACCCUCCGUCAUCACGCCACGUGCAAAGCGGAGACAAGCCGCACCGAGCACCUCUGCCACACCUCCUCCUCCUCCUCCUCCUCCUCCUCAACAGGAGGAGAGCUCACACACGCACGCCGAGACGUUGACGACGUCGAGCGCGAACCCAAGUGCUGCAGAAGACGGAGAAGAACCCACAAGCGUCUCGGCGUACUUCUUCAACGACAUCUUCACCGUCGUGGACGAACCCGAGGACUGCCAAUGAGGGACAGCUAGUACAGUUAGCGUGCACGUGUUAGUGACUUCAGCGCAAUGUGUCAUGUUUAAUCAGGGAAGAAUACACUCCACACUCGUACACUCAUUUUUUUUUUUUUCCUCCUGUUUUUUUUAUUUAAUAUCAGUGCAACACCAGUCAUCGUGGAAUUUUAGCAUUUUUGGGGUGUUUCCUUUUUCCCUUUUAUAAAUUUUUUUACCUCAGAAUUCAUCUGAUUCUGUAAUUAUGGAAACCUGGAAUUCCAUUUCGUUUUAUUACCCAUAAUGCCGACCGCUCCGUGCUCUGGUGUAAAUAUUCAUCAUUGAUCAGUGUCGUGCCAUGCUUGCUCUCUGCUGCCUGUACAGUUUAACACACAGAGUUUUAGGAUGAAGUGACACUUUGUCGAUGUUGUACAUGACUUUACACAAGUAUUAUUUGUUUAUUGCAGAUAAAUGGCAUCUGUAAAUAUUUUAAUAAACUUUUAUUAUUGUGCAUUUUUUUGUUAUUGUUUAAUAAUCAUUUUACAUGUUGUAUACACUCGCACAUUUCUUUCUC